AUGUUGCUGGCUCAGCAGUUAGUUCACCUGACCACGCUAAUCCAGAUUAUUGUGAGCCAAUAUUUUUCGCCACUCUCCUCGCUGCUGAUCGUUCACAAUAGCACGUUUGCAACGCAGCUGCAGUUGGCGUACCUGGAUGCACUGCAACUGGCCCUGCGUAAUCUCAGCCGGCCGCUGUUGCUGCAGUGGAUCGACGUAGCCGAGCUACCCGACGACGAGUCCCAGCCGGAUGCCAUUGAAUGGCAAGUCCUGCGCGCCGUUAACGCCAGCGUGACUGAGGGCUUUAUCACAGUGCUGCCGCAGACGGCGCGUUUUCUCCAUGCACGUUACUUUGCCACGCGCAAUGCCAACGUGAGACUCAAGGAUAAGCUGUAUUUGUUUUUGUGCGAGCAUGAAGAACCCAGGGAUUUCUUGAGCAUGGAUAUAUUGCAAUUCUACCCACACCAUCUGAUGGUGCGGCCAGAAAAGCAGGCAAAUAAAGGAUGUGGCAGAGCAGACGUAGGUGGAUUUGUUGGUGGCAAUGGCGGGUGUGUCGGGGGCGGCUUGCCACACCCAUACCGCGACAUCAAUUUGGAGCUGUGGACACAAAAGUUUGUCGGUGCCAGUGGAAAUUCGGAUGCUAUAUUCUUGGACGCAUUCUUGCCGAACGAAACUUUUGCCAACCGAGCCGAACUUUAUCCCAACAAGCUGCUCAAUCUGCAGCGGCGCACGCUUCGCCUCGGCUCCAUUACUUAUGUGCCAUACACAGUUACUAAUUAUGUGGCAGCUGGUGUCGGCAAUGAGGAUCCAAUCAACCCGCAUAAGGCCAAUCGUACAAUUGCCUAUGACGGCUCCGAGGCAAACAUUAUGAGGACCUUCUGUGAGGUGCACAACUGUCAUCUGCGCGUUGAGGCCUAUGGCGCUGAUAACUGGGGCAGCAUCUAUGACAACGAAACCGCUGACGGCAUGUUGGGCGAUAUUUAUAAGCAGCGCGUGGAAUUGGCCAUUGGCUGUAUAUACAAUUGGUACAAUGGCAUUACGGAGACCUCGCAUACCAUAGCCCGAUCUGCGGUGACCAUCUUGGGACCGGCUCCUGUUCCUCUGCAAGCCUGGUUCACCGAUAUUAUGCCCUUCAAUGGCGGCACUUGGCUCCUGUUGAUUUCUACGAUUUUCCUCUGCAGCAUGGUUUUGUAUAUACUGAGGUACUCGAACUACUUGUUGGCCAAGCACUCACGACAGAGACAAUUUGUGCAUGCAGAAAAUGUGGAAAAGUCGGCUCUAGACAUAUAUGCACUCUUCAUUCAGCAGCCAUCGGCGCCCUUGACCUUUGAUCGCUUUGCUACACGCUUCUUUCUGGCCACACUGCUGUGUGCGACUAUUACGCUGGAGAACAUUUACAGUGGCCAACUAAAGUCGCUACUCACUGUGCCUCUAUAUGGCGCACCUGUGGACACGAUUGGGAAGUGGGCGCAGGCGCAAUGGAAGUGGGCGGCUCCCUCGAUUGUCUGGCUGCACACGGUGGAAAAAUCGCAUUUGCUUACGGAACAGAUACUGGCCGAUAACUUUGAGGUGCGCGACUAUAGCUACUUGUACAAUGCGAGCUUUCAACCCAACUAUGGACUGGGCAUUGAGCGUUUGGUCUCCGGCGCCUUCAAUUUCGGCAACUAUGUGACACGUGAGGCCGUGGAGAAUCGCAUUGUGCUGCACGAUGAUAUUUACUUUGACUGGACGCGCGCUGUGUCCAUACGUGGCUGGACCCUGAUGCCACAGCUAAACAGGCACAUACGCGCCUGUCAGGAGUCAGGUCUCUAUGUGCACUGGGAACUGGAGAACGUUGACAAGUAUUUGGAUAAGAAAACUGGCCAGAUACUCCUCAAUCAGGCCAGCGGCUAUGUGCCCAAAAAGGCGCCCAAUCCACUUGUUGUGGAUGACAUUUCCGCUGCACUUUUUGUGCUGGCCUUUGGAUUCACCAUUGCCGGCUGUGUACUUUUCCUGGAGCGUCUGCAUCAAUGGCUGCUGCACUUGCCACACCGGCGCAACUAAUUUGCGGUUUACUGUUGGACCUGGGCUGGAGCUGGUCACUGAUUGUUUGCCUGGCGGCACACACGUGUUGUACACACAUCAAAUGGUACUCACACACACACACACACACACACACAUGCUAAAACCGCACAUCCUCCCUCGCCCACAACCAAGCAAAAAUUCGAUAGCCAGACUGCAGGUCAAUUUGGUUGCAUGCAUCUACAGCUGCAGCAGCUAAGUGGCACGGGGAUAGCUGAGAGAGCGGAGCGGCUGCUCACAAAUCCGCAGGCAGGCGUAAUCGGGUUGCUUAUGCUGUUUUAGUGCGCCACGUUUGCGGAUAUGCAAACUGAAAAUGACUUUUGCCGGAGACUUAGCUGGCUGGUAAUUGGAAAACCGUUUAGAGCAACACGCCCACACACACACACACACACACACACACACACACUUGUGGAACUUCAAUUUCGGCCAGUUGCAGUGUAGCAACUGCUCCUGGCAAUUAGGCACGUUUUAAUGAUGCACUUAAUUACCGCUAGGGAAAUUAUUCAUUAUCUCUAAUUUGUAGCGGUUUUGAUAGCACUUGCAUGUCAGAAAGGCAGGUUGAGAGCUGCCAGCUGCUAACCGCCACCUGCCACUUGCUGCCUUCCACCUGUCACCUGCCAGCUGACAUAUGCCACCUUAGCAAUCAAGGUAAAUUUCAUAAGUCUACAGCUAAAGGCUGUCAGCGUCUCAUCAUUUUGCAUCCUUGCCAUGCUCGUUAGCGAUUCGUUUGAGCCAGCCCAAGCAAAUGCCAAGCACGACAGCAGCAAUUGUUUGAUUAAUUGCGACUUAGGCAUACCCUGUUCUAAAAGG
This is a messenger RNA of Drosophila virilis, 2850 nucleotides long. It is a transcript of the gene Ir92a, whose product is annotated as Ionotropic receptor 92a. NCBI's taxonomy places the organism in Eukaryota, Metazoa, Arthropoda, Insecta, Diptera, Drosophilidae. The record is from RefSeq and is a predicted model, not a curated record.